Molecule: messenger RNA, 1347 nt
Organism: Anneissia japonica
Lineage: Eukaryota; Metazoa; Echinodermata; Crinoidea; Comatulida; Comatulidae
Product: calcium-binding and coiled-coil domain-containing protein 1-like
Exons: 7
Coding region: 97-981 (294 amino acids)
Source: RefSeq, a predicted model, not a curated record
ACCGACCUUUGAACCACCGUCAGCUUGGCAACAAGAUGCUACACGAUCGUCCUGUGGAUCGUCGUUUACGUUUCUGUUGUUAAUUUGCUAAAAAAAAUGCCACCGAAAAAGGGUAAAGGAAAAAAGAAAGCAAAAAAUGCUGAACCUGAAGGGGAACCAGAUAAGCCAGCUCAAGCUACUGAGAAAGAAAUCUUACUAAAGCAGGAAUUAGAUUCCUUGACUGAAGAAUUGGCUGGUUUGAAAAAGAGGGUUGAUGAGCUACGUCGUGAAAAUGAAUGGUUACAAGAAGAAGCACAUAAGACAAGAGUUGAAAGUCAUGAGUACAUGUCCUAUAUGUCAAAAAAAGCUCACAAACGACAGACAACAAUUAUUACAUUGAGCGAUCAAAAUCAGGAAGAGAUUCGCCAGAUUAACCUACAGAAAGAGGCUAUGUUGAUGGAUUAUGAAGCCAAGAAAAAAGUUUUGCGCGAUGAACUGAUGGAAAAGGACUCCGAACUUGCCAAGACUAAUAAAGAGCUGCAGGAACUAGAUGAAUACAAGCAACUACAGGAAGAUCAGGUGAAACGAAUCCGUGACCUUGAAAAGGAAGUGAUGCGUAUGCGCGGUAAACAUACCGACACAAUUCAGAAGCUCAAAUCCAAGUUCCUUGCUGAGAAACGUGAAUUUCAGCAGGAAUCAGAUGGCAAGAUACAGCAGGUUGCUCAACAGGCCAAUAGGGAAGCCCUGAUUUGCCUCCAAGACCACACUAACAAAAUCAAGCAAGAAAACCGUGAACUGAGGCACGAGCUGCUGAAGCUGAUCCGAAGAUCUCGAGCUUUGCAAGAACACAAGGCGGACUUAGAAGAACAGAAACGGCAACUUCUGUGUGAGAAACAAUAUGCUGAUGAUCUGAAGCGACUACGUACCACUCGACAACAUCAAGUCCUCACAUCAUUUGGACUUAUCGAUAAAGAAAACAAUUUGAAACAGGAAACUCAAUGAAUUUUGAACUUAUGUGCUUGGCUGACAUACACCUCCCACAACUCUUGUACUUCCAAUUGCAUGUGGACACACGGAUAAAAACAUUGUCCCUUAUUUGCCUAAUUCUCAAUAUGCAGGUUAAUUGUGGAGCCAAGCGAUCAGACUCUAAUUAAAGCCCUGGGAUCCAGUAGGGGCACGGGGGCACAUGUCCCCCUGUUUUUCAAAUUAUUAUGAAAAUUUCAAUGCAUACCAAUGUUAUGUGCUACUCACUUAUACCUCUCAGCCAACCGCUCAGCUUCACUCUGAGAUGAGUACAUACAGAUCAAGGAAUUAUUCCACAAAUGAUGCUUGUGUGAUAUUUCAAUAAAGGAUUUAAUGAAGAUGUAA